AUGGUGAAGAUGGGCGUUUUAAUAUUGGUUUUGUGUACAUAUUUAGUUGGGAGCAUUAAAAGUAGGGAAUUGGCGGAGAAUGAUUGCAUAGGUGAAGGAGCUAAGACAUGUAGGAGGAAUGGGAUUGAUGGUGAAAGUGGUAAAGGUGAUGGUAAAUGGAGUAGGAAAGAUAGAAUAUCUGAUGCACUUUCAAAUAGGCAAAGAUAUGAUGAUGGACCUCAUGGUAUAGCAAGAUUGUCGGGUCAAAAGUACGGUUAUGUGCCUAUUGGACCUUUUAUAGGCGGAGGACGACGGCCUGUACCACAAAUUCCUGGUGGCACUGGAGGACCUGGACUAGGAUAUGGUGGUAUACCUGGCACCAUACCUUCUAUAGGAGGAGGAUUACCUGAAGGACUUGGGCUUGGAUAUGGUAGUAUUCCUUUGAUCGAGGGACCCGAUGGUGUUCUUCCUGGUAUACCAUUGUUAGGACCUGACGGUGUACCUUUAAUAGGACAAGUACCUGGUCAAGGAUAUGAUGGUGUUCCUGUCGGAUAUGGCGUUGUUCCUGGUAUACCUUUGAUAGGAGGAGGACAUGGAGGAAUUGGUGGAGGAGUAGGAGGUGGUUUUGGAAAGGGAACAAGCGGAUGGGGAGGCGGCGCUGGUGGUGGUGGUGGAUUUGGAGGCAUAGGUGGAGGCUUUGGAGGAGGUGGUGGUGCCGGUGUUGCCGCUUAUGUUAACACCAAUACUAAGCAUCAUUGA
Molecule: messenger RNA, 738 nt
Organism: Nicotiana attenuata
Lineage: Eukaryota; Viridiplantae; Streptophyta; Magnoliopsida; Solanales; Solanaceae
Product: glycine-rich cell wall structural protein-like
Exons: 1
Coding region: 1-738 (245 amino acids)
Source: RefSeq, a predicted model, not a curated record